Molecule: messenger RNA, 4201 nt
Organism: Nomia melanderi (Alkali bee)
Lineage: Eukaryota; Metazoa; Arthropoda; Insecta; Hymenoptera; Halictidae
Biological process (GO): regulation of transcription by RNA polymerase II
Molecular function (GO): RNA polymerase II cis-regulatory region sequence-specific DNA binding; DNA-binding transcription factor activity, RNA polymerase II-specific
Source: RefSeq, a predicted model, not a curated record
UGCUCUCUAGCCUUCUUUGUCUUCGGAGUGUGGUCUUUGCACGUGUCGAUAUAGUUUCAGUCGGUGAAGCUUCUUAAGAUUACGCCCCGUAGGUGUUUCGUUGACAUCCACAGCGUCUUCCCUUAAUGCCGCCGAUUCGGAAUGAGGCUCGCGUGAGACGCGUUUCUCCUUGAUCCGAGAAACAGGAAACGGAUCCCCUGAUAUGCUAUUUCGCUUAAGUGGACGAGUACCCGUAGAAUAUUUUUAAGAGGAAGAUGAAUUUUCAGAUCAAGCGCUCGUGGAGCGAGCGUUUCCAUGUACCGCGGACUAAAUAGUCGGCCCAAUUUGGUCCAGCGAAGAAUGAAUUCCUAGCAGAAGAGUGUUCAACGUAAAAUUAGCGUUGACGUAGACGUUGUUUUCGUUAAGGGAAAUAUACACGACGAAUAUUUUCAAUAUGAAGCGUAGCUUGGAUGGGAGAAACAUUAGCCAGGAGGAGAUCGAAGAUCAUGACCCGCUGCAGGUGCAACAGCAGCAAGACGAUGUUGAGCAACAGCAACAGCAAAUGGAACAGCAAACGGCCCAACCACAGAUUCGUUUUUUGAGUACAAACGUACUACAGCAGUUACAACAACAACAAGAUGUUCAACAACAAGCGCAACAGCAACAGCAGCCGCAAGUAAUCACGUUGCAACAGCUGCAAAAUUUUGUGCCUUUACAAGCUCAGCAACCGCAGCAUGACCAGCAAAGACCGCAAACGAUUUCUGUGCAAUCGUUGCCACAACAGUUUUUGCAAUUAAUUAGUACUCAAGCGCAAGCUGCACUUCAACAGCAACAGCAACAAACGCAACAGCAGGCACAACAGCAGACUCAACAGCAGCAGCCUCAACAACAGCUUAGUUAUAGUGUAAUUCCACAGAUGCAAACUGUUAAUAUUGACGGUCAAGAGGCACUGUUUAUACCAUCUUCUGCUAUGUCUGCGACAGGCGGACAUCAUCAGACCCAGCCUACAAUGCAAUUUGCUACAGCUAAUGGGCAACAAGUUCAACUUGCUAGUCAGCAAGUGCAAUUAGCGAAUGGUCAGACCAUUAUUACACCUCAGCCUGUCAGUUUGAUAAGGGCACCCAAUGUCUUUCCCACUUCUAUUAUACAAAAUAUCACUGGUCAGACUGUACAGUUGCCAACAGGUCAGAGUGUGCAAGUUAGACCACUUCAAUUUCCAAUGCAACAUGUUCAGCAAACUGUACCUGUACAAGUACCAGUUACUGCUAGCAAUGGACAAACCGUAUAUCAAACAGUUCAUUUUCCUGUACAAGCAUUAUCCAGUGUUUUUAAUGUGCCUACAACACAAAUGAUACCACAAAUUACUCAGCAAAUACCACAAGUAGCGCAAAUAAUAACACCAAAUGGACAAAUUCAACAAGUCCAAAUUGCUAACUUGCCACAGCUUCAAAGUUUACAGAGCCAGCAGGUAACGCAAGUGGCUCAGCAAGUUGCACAGCAACAAGCGCAACAGCAAGUGGUACAGCACCAAGCUCAACCGCAGGUAUUACAAUCUGUACAGCAACAGCAACAGCAACAAGCUGCACAAGCCCAAGUACAACAACAACAGCAACAACAAGUGCAACAGGUUGUUCAACAAGUUAUACAACAACAGCAACAGCAACAGCAAGUUCAACAAGCACAACAACAAUCAUCAGCACCAUCCUCUACUGUAGCAACAUGGAGUACAACUGUAACAACUCCGAGCAAUGUUCAGGUACUUGGAAUUGGUGCACUUGGAAGGCCAGUAGCGGCGGGUGGCAAUGUAAUUACCACGAAGGAUGGUCAAAAAAUUGAUGUGCAAACGUUGUCAGCUUUAACGAGACCACCAGAAUCAGUCGAAGGUGAUAUAAAAGUAACUAGCAUUGAUGCCAGGCAAUUAGCCAGUGGUCAAGUUAUACAUAUUCCAGCUGCUCAAUCAACACAGCCUGCUGUCCAACCUAUUACGAUUACAGGAACACAAGCUCAACAGUUAACUUUAAUUCCUGCCUCCGCGUUAGCAAAUUUAACUACCCAGCAAGGCAAUAUGAUGAGAGGUGUAGGUAGCGGAAGUAUAAUGCAACUCCAGCCUGCCGCGGGUAUGAAUGCAACCAAUGGUUUUCUUCAAUCGAUACCUGUACAAAAUAUCCCAGGUUUGGGCAAUGUACAAGUUAUACCUGCAAGUGCACUUCAACCUGCUACCGUACAAACUUUGCCUGCGACAGCAGCCGCACCUAUCGUGGCUGCUCCAACGGUUCAGUUAGACUCUAAUGAUCCAACGAAAUGGCAAAUUCUUCAAACCCUGCAAUCAAAUAACGCAUUGACAACACCUACGCCUACUUCACAUCAGCAUCAAGUCACUACAGCAGCCUCUACAAAUGUAGACAGUGAUACUAAUAAGCAACAUAGAAGAAGAGUCGCUUGUACGUGUCCCAAUUGUGGCGAUGGUGAUAGAAAUAGGGACAUGACUAGAAAACGGCAGCACGUCUGUCACAUAGAGGGAUGUAAUAAAGUAUAUGGGAAAACGAGUCAUCUACGGGCUCAUUUGAGGUGGCACACCGGUGAACGACCAUUUGUUUGUAGUUGGAUAUUUUGUGGUAAGAAAUUCACUAGAUCGGACGAACUUCAAAGGCAUCGUAGAACGCAUACCGGAGAGAAAAGAUUUCAAUGUCCUGAAUGUACGAAAAAAUUCAUGCGAUCAGACCAUUUAACGAAACACAUAAAAACGCACACAAAAAUAAGAAGUACGGAAGCAGCUACUUCGACGCAGGAAGGUUCAUCUGACAGUCAAUCUUCUACAGAAGAAAAAAUUAUUAUUGCUGUUCAUAAAGAAACAGACCAGUCUGAUAUGGUUAUAUCAGAGCAAAUGGACGACAUUAAAACUCAACCAACGAAUCAUGUGACGAACGAAUAAAAUAUGAAUAUUCGUGCAGUGUAAAGAUUCCACUGCCCUUGAGGAUUUAGAUAAAUAUGUUAGUUGAACAGUAGUUCGUUGGUUGGUCGGUUGGUUGGUUGGUUAGUUGGUUGGUUGGUUGAUUAGUUGGUUGGUUGAUUGUUACGAUACCAACGUCAAAGAAAGAUUAAAUUUAUUAAUAAACAUAACGUUAAAUUGUUUGCAAUCUGCAAAGAUUAUUGCAAUUAUUUUCUGCAAUUAAACAAAACAGAGAGAAAGCAGAAACUUUUUACAGGGAUUAUCGUAAUUCAUAGUACAUAGAAAAUCUAUUUUUGUAUUGAAAUGAUAUCUGUAAAUAUGUACAUAAUGUAUAUCAAUGUAAAAAUUUUUGCACAAAAUGAAUUUUACACUUAUAAACCGUUUUUGAUAUUAUAAUUCAUAGAUAUGGUUCAGUCUUUCACCUUAUUGUAACAAAAUUUUUAUGGCACCUAGGGACAAUAAUGUGUUAUGUUGAAUUAAUGUUUUCAUACACACUAAAUAGUAUAACGUAAAAAAUAAACAAACAAAAGGUUAUUUUGUAUUUUUAUGAGAUUGAUUAUUGCUUUUAGUUGUUUGUAGACAAAAACAUUGGAUAACUAUCUUCAAAAAGCUUUGUUCUACUAUUUACACGCGCAUUUUAUUGUACGUUAAUUAUACCAUUCAUUAAAAGACUGCUUCAUCAAAUGACAGGUUAUCGUCUUUUUUCAUGCAUUUUAAGUGUAACGUGUAAAUAUUAUUACCUAUAAUUGAAUCAUUAAAUUUCGCGUGUAUUAUAAACAUUUUACAUACGUAGUUUUUUUUUAAAUCAGCAAUAUUAUUUACCGUUUCAUUUAUUUUUUAAUAAACGAUGAAAAUAAAUUAUCGCGUUUCUUGUUAUCGACGAAGGUGACAUACAUCUUCGGAAAGAGACAGAAAUAUAUCAAUAAUUAGAAACAAUGGAUUUGCUGUUUUAUUGUACACCCUAAAAGUCUCUCAGGUGUGGUGUGUAUUCAGGUGCACUCGACGUAUGCAUGUUCAAUCGAAUCUGACUCGUCAAUGCCAUAAACAAACGGACAACUAUUAUCGGAAUGUGCAUAAACUCGAUCGUUUGUACACGUAUCAGGUCUACAUUGACUUGCAUCCGUAUUAAGUAUCAGUGUAUUUGAAUUGGCCGAGUUCUGGAAAAUUUUGGAAUGUCGUGGGUUCCGUUCAUUCACACUGAAUCAAAACCAGACACAAAUUGCGGUAGUUUCAAAGAUCGUACCGCGGUAGGAAGAAAAUCGUGUUGUCAAU